Molecule: messenger RNA, 2843 nt
Organism: Wyeomyia smithii (pitcher-plant mosquito)
Lineage: Eukaryota; Metazoa; Arthropoda; Insecta; Diptera; Culicidae
Exons: 4
Coding region: 168-2756 (862 amino acids)
Source: RefSeq, a predicted model, not a curated record
UCUACAAUUAUCGGUCCCGGUCCGUGCUUUGCUUCGAAUGUUCGCUUACUCGAAAGCUCUAGAAAGAUCAGAAAAAAUCUGCAGAUUUUAGUGUUGUAAAAUAUGGUCAACAUUGAUGUUUGGUUUACUGAGUUCAUAACACUAUAUCGCCCCACUUAUCUUUAACAAUGAAUUCGAGAUUUGAAGAAGCAAGAAAAAUAAUACAGGAGUUCGUAUUACGUGGUCAAGAUGCUGUUCCUGGUUCCUGGUAUACGGUUAAGAUAUUCAAAGUAGCCAAUAAUGUUCAAGCCGUCAACAUUUUGGGAUAUGCCCUGAGUUGUCCAUUACGUUCUGAGGUAUCCCAAACUUGUUCGAACGACUUUCUCGAUGGAAAUUCCUGUUUUUUCGACAAAGAAAUUAGAAAAAAUCUUGAAAGCAUUGUCAAACAGAUGCCGAGUUAUAAGUUUGAACUUCUGCCAUUGGUUAUUAAGAGAGUAAUAGCCAAAGGUGAAAACGAGCUACCCUUGCUUUUUACUUUACUGAUUAAGUGCCACAUUGGUAGCGAAUAUCGAUAUGUCGAUGUGAAUGGACGUAUAUAUACGUCGUUUGAUAACUUUCUGAAUGACAACAAACUACCGCAUUCGCGUUUGUACUAUCCCUGGAGAGAAUGCAUGUAUUUUGAAAGUUCCGGAGAAAUACGCAUUGAUAGUUGCGAGGUUGGACUCAAAAAUGAGAUGCUCGGAGUAUUUGAUACACUUAUCAAUACCGUUGGGAUAAUUGGCGCUAUCGGAACUGUGUUUGCCACUGGUGGAAUGGCGACACCUCUGUUGGCAAUGUCGCUUGGAUCCGCGGCUUACACCACCGGUCGAACCGUUGCUAAUUUGUGUGAUGCCGCUAAACAUGGUAAAUCGGUGGAUCCUUUUGCGGAUCAGGAAGCGUUCCACAACUGGGUUCUGGUGUCAGCUAAUUUGCUUGCGUUUGCAUCGGCCGGAGUUACCAAACUGGCCGCCGCAGAAAAUCUGACAGCUAAAAGUGCAGCUCGGUUAUCUACCGCAAGUCGAUACUUGAAGAGAACCAGCGCUUGCACCAGCACGGCUGCAAUGGUCAGCACAAUCGUCUAUUCGGCCCGCAAUUGGAAGCAACUGUCGAUUUCGCAACGAAUCAAUCUUGUAUGUUCCGUGUGCUUCAGUGUCGGACAAGUUAUCAGUUUUGUAAACGCCGAAAGAAUCAUUCGCAACAAUCAGUUGGAUGGAUUAUCCAGCUUCUUUGCAAGUUGCGUGGAAUCCGCGUCUUUGUGUCCAGCUACCGUAAGAAAUGUUUUCAGCAAAGAUGAGAAUAUGCUAGAAUGGGGCUUAGAACUAGUAAAAAUUCUAGCAACGAAGGCCAUUAAAGUCACGGUGAACUGCGACUUCACGGAGAUAACGAUCUUCGGAUAUCAAUUUAAAUUUGCUACAUUGUUUUAUAUAAAAUCGAGUGUAUUGGACAAGUUUAUUCACAUGCUCGAAUCAAUAGCUGUAGGCUUCAAAGAAACUUUCAUUUUGUUGCAGUCGAUGUUUGGUGCUGUAGAAGUUUUCAAAAUAGUUUCUAAGCGUGCUAAAGAGAUAGGUGGCACCAGAGGGGAUUAUGGCAGAGCAAUCAAUGAUUUAAUUCAGCUGUUUAACUCAUUGCGCAACAUUGUAGAUGGUUUCAGUGCACUGUCAGGCACCAACAUCAUUAUUGCUAGGGAACAUUCGUUUACGUUGGGAUUCGCUUUCGAUGUGUUCAUCAGGGUAGCAAGAUUAAAAUGUUGUGCCCUUAUCAAUGCUCUCAAUACAAUGAACCCCCAGGAAGCCAAAAAGAUGACCGCGUUACGUUCGCAGAUGGCCAAAGACGGUAAAGAGCUACAAGUUUUUCGCUGGAUAAUGGCUGGGUCUGGCCAAAGUUAUCAUGUUUUGAAGAAAAUCCGGUUUCUUCUCAAAAUCGACGAAAUUUGCACGGAAAAGUCGCUUUCCAUUACAGAUUUAAUUUCUGAUAGAGAGACAAUCGUGAUACAAUCUUUGAUAUACCUGGAUCUUUCUACCUACGACAAAGCACCGUCCGCAUAUAAGCCGUAUCUCGUUGAUCCAACAUUCCUCAAAAUAUGCGAGUCAGCAAUGAAGAAUCAUAGAGAAUAUCUUGAAUUUUUGUGGAAGAAUACGUGCAAAGAAAUGCCUCGAGAUAAAAAUUUCGAGAAGCUAGAAGAACUGAGAACCGCCUUUCAACUCAACCCGUCUGCAGUGGAAUUGGCUGUCGGCUAUACAAAAGCAAUAGAAUGCACAAACUUUCGGGAAUUUUUUUAUCAUUUUAAAUUCGCCUUGAGGAAGUUUGAACAGGUGUCGCAUGAUUCGUUGAAUUCUAUUGACACAAAUAUCACAAUGUUAAAACAGAACUUUGCGGAAAACAAAGAAAAAGUAAAUAAUCACUUUUUAGCAGGAUAUUGCCAGAUUCCCUACUCAGACCCUGAUCAACUACCUAAAUUGAUAAAAGAGCUAGCAAAAAAAAAAAGCCUGCAAUUUGGUUCAGUCGAAAAUGCCGUCUUAAAUUUGGUUGAAAAUCGAUCCCUUGAACUUCCACGUUCUCGACAAUUGGAAAAGUAUAACCGAUUUAUUGCGUUUAAAAAAUUCAACGAACGAAUUGUAAAAACUGAGGAAAACAAACACAUGGUAUACUUUGAAAACGAACAUAUAAAAAUCAUUGUCUCGGUCGUGCGUAACCUGGGAGCGUACAUUGAUUCAAUUACCUUCUUAAAUAACAACUGAUUUUAUUAUAUACGUGUCGUAAACAUAUACAUAUCUUGGUAUAAGCCUUAUCUACAUGCCUUAUCAAUAAAUGAUAGUUACUCAAAA